AUAAAGGGUGUUCAAUUGAAAGAAAGAAAAAGAAACAAAAAGUUGCUACGAAUGUUAGUUUUGAGAGGGCUUUAUAAAGAGAGUGAUGUGAAAUGCAAGAGUGAGCUUCGCGUUAAUAGAAGAACUUUCAAUAUUAUUUGUGAGAUGCUUAGAGACAUUGGGGGUUUGAGUGGAACAAAAAAUAUGUCACUUCAAGAGAUCGUAGCCAUGUUUUUAUACACGUUGGCUCACCAUAAGAAGAAUAGGUCUAUUGGACAAUAUUUCUUUAGAAGUGGAGAAACCGUGAGCCGACAAUUUUACCUUUGUCUAAGGGCUCUUCUCAAAUUACAUGAAGUAUUACUUUACAAUCCCACACCAAUAUUGGAUGAUUGUGAAGAUGAAAGGUGGAAAUUUUUCAAGAAUUGUUUAGGGCCAUUAGAUGGGACUUACAUUAAUGUAAAUGUGCCUUCACAAGAACGACCAAAGUAUAGAACAAGAAAAGGAACAAUUGCUAUGAAUGUAUUGGGUGUUUGUGCACCCAAUUUGCAAUUUAUUUAUGUUCUUCCUGGUUGGGAAGGUUCGGCCCAUGAUAUGCGUGUACUUCGCAAUGCUCUCUCUAGACCAAACGGUUUUAGGGUAACUCGAGGUAAGUGAAGCUCAUUCUUUUGUGAAUGUAUAAGUUUUGUUAGUUUUGGUAGGUAGUAAUCCUUUCCUUUAAUAACUUUGAAGGUAAUUAUUAUUUGGUUGAUGCGGGAUAUACAAAUUGUGAGGGUUUUCUUGCUCCAUAUAGAGGUCAAAGAUACCAUUUAAAAGAAUGGACGGAACGACAACCCGAAAAAGCCGAGGAGUUCUAUA
Chenopodium quinoa (quinoa) is the source of this 834-nucleotide messenger RNA. Its product is annotated as protein ALP1-like. NCBI's taxonomy places the organism in Eukaryota, Viridiplantae, Streptophyta, Magnoliopsida, Caryophyllales, Amaranthaceae. The transcript is spliced from 2 exons. The record is from RefSeq and is a predicted model, not a curated record. Bases 52 to 633 code for a protein of 193 amino acids.